Molecule: messenger RNA, 3628 nt
Organism: Glossina fuscipes
Lineage: Eukaryota; Metazoa; Arthropoda; Insecta; Diptera; Glossinidae
Gene: Loxl1
Product: lysyl oxidase homolog 4
Exons: 2
Coding region: 159-1271 (370 amino acids)
Biological process (GO): peptidyl-lysine oxidation
Cellular component (GO): membrane
Molecular function (GO): copper ion binding; protein-lysine 6-oxidase activity
Source: RefSeq, a predicted model, not a curated record
AAUGUUAUUUUGUUAUUCCUUCAAACAGAUGUUUUAUAAAUUGUUACUCUCAAGUGAGACUAACACUUCUUUGUGUUUCAACAACAAAAUGUAAGUAUAAAAGGCCGUACGUUAAUUAAGAUUAUCAUUUAAUUGCUAUUAAUCCCGGAGAUGACAAUAUGUCGCUAUUUGGAUUAUUAUUAGCUCUAGCGAUUUUUACUAAAAUGUUACUAAGCCAACGGGUCGAAGUGGCGAAUACUAUACAGCAGCCUUUAAAUGUUGAAACCAAUUAUCGCAACAUGCGCUUGCGUCUUAAUAAAAGCCAUGUUGAUGGUGUGAACGAGGGAACAGUGCGAGAAGGACGCGUAGAAGUAAGUUUUGAUUUAGGUCAGUCAUGGGGCACUAUUUGCGGUACGUAUUGGAGCUUUCGCGAAGCGAAUGUAGUUUGUCGUCAGUUAAAUUUGGGUUAUGCCGUCUCGACAGUGCAAUCGCUCACUUAUGGCGAUAGUAAACGAUAUCCUUGGAAAAUGGUAGGCACUUUAUGUCGCGGCACCGAAGCCAGCUUAAGGGAUUGCUUUCGCGAAAAAGAUUAUCCAAAGUUUUGCGAUUCGUCUAAUACCAAACUGGCGGUUGUAAGAUGCGUUGAAAAACUGUCAGACUUGAAUUUGGAUUUAGCAGUUACCGAGAUGUCUGCUUUCUUGGAUACCAGGCCUUUAUCUAAUCUAACAUGCGCUAUGGAGGAGAAAUGCUUAGCGCCAGAUGCAUACGAAAUUCGAACUUCUCAACCCGACGCCGAACGUAAACUGUUACGUUUCUCCACGCGAGCAGAGAAUGUGGGCACCGCUGACUUCAAUCCCUAUGCAAACUAUGCAAAUUGGCAAUGGCAUCAGUGUCAUGAGCAUUAUCAUAGCAUGGAAACAUUUGCUACAUUUGAUAUUUACGAUAGACAUUAUAAGAAACAAGCUGAGGGUCAUAAAGCUUCGUUCUGUCUUCGCGAUACUGGUUGUAGGACGGGUAUAACACCGCGAUAUACUUGUGGCAACGUGACUCAGGGCAUUACAGUUGGUUGCUGGGACACGUACAAUACUCAACUUGAUUGUCAGUGGCUCGAUGUAACAAAUUUAGCAAAGAACAAUACUUACAUAUUACGUGUAGCGCUUAAUCCUGAUUAUCUAAUCGGCGAAAUGUCUUAUGAAAAUAAUGGAGCUGAAUGUUUGCUAUAUUAUACGGGCAAUCAAUCGACUACAACACUAUCCCAAUGUGUGAGGGCGCCUUUAUGGUUUGCUAAUUAAAAAAGAUAUUUUCCAAAUCGAUUUUCCAAAAAAGUUCUGAAAUUGAAUAAAUGAAGUCAUUUUUUACUUUUUGAAAUAUUUUUUUUAUUAUUUAGUUAUUCUCUUAAACACAGCAUUUCUUCGUACGUACGUAAUUAUGUAAUUGUUCUUUCAUGUUUUAUAAUACAAAACUUCUAUGCCUUUAAAUUUGAUAUAAAUACAAAUAUAUUUUAAUUCUUCUUCAUCUUCUCGCCGCGAGAAGUUUAAAAAAAAAAAAAAAAAAAAUUGUUUUUGACCAAUCAAAGAGACACUUUUAACUAAAUCCAAGUUAAAUCUGGAGAUAAUAUUUGCAAGGUUAGCGAGGAAAACCCAUUAUCCUACUCAUUACUUUCUAUUCAUGUCUUCUGGGAGAUCUCUGUAGAGCGUUUGCGUCAAUUAUGUGUAGAAAGUGCAGUUAUUAUCACUUAGCUAUUCUAUCUAUCUUGAUCUAUGCGUCAGAUGAGGUCUUUUCGAGGUUAUGUUUUGAUAUAUUUUUUAUUUAUUUUUGAGAUUUUAACUUUUCAAAUCCUACUUACUAUCAUAGAAAAUUACCGACCUCACGAAUAUUUAUUGUAAAUCGGUUCACGACCAUUUUAUUCUAAAGUGCGAUCCUUACAAUCUCUUAGAUAUGCAAAACAUACGGAACUCUUAUGAAAAAAAAACCAAUCCAUUCACAUUACAGUUUUCCUGCAUCGUUUAGAUGCAUCGGCAGAUGCCUGGAAUAAGGCCUGAGAGUAUUGCUCUCGCCGUACAUAGCAUUAUAAAAUUUCCCAAUUUAUCGAUUGCGUCUCAUUGUCCGAAGAUGGAACUAUUUACUGAAAAACAGUGCAGUCUCGGAGGAACGAUUUGCACCAGUUGCCUAAAAAGGCCAACUUCUCGAUCGAUUUAUUGAAACAAGAGAUGGGUGAAGGAUGCUUCACGGUAGAUAUUCAUUUGAAGGAUAAGAAUCGACAUUUGGUGUGCACUGUAUCUUAGUUACCUAAUCACAUUUUAUUCAGUUUUUACCUCAUUGGAACGAUAUAAAAAUGAUCAACAAACGUUUAUUCAGAAUUUCACUAUAUUCCUUUGGCUUUUAAUAUAUUUUGUAUAAUCUUACAAUAGGCCACGGUCUGCAAUUAAACACUUCGCGUAAUUUAUAAUAUAUUUAAGAACCGCAUUUAUAUACUAUAUAAAAGGACCUUUCACGAUGUUUGGAUAGUGGUCGAAAAAAUGGUCUGACCGGAAUCAUUAUCGGUAGACUUCACGCCAGAGUAUAAAAUUUCAUCCUGUAGGCUUACACAAGAAUGUAUGGCGAAUAGACGGACAGAUAGACAGACAAGCAUAGAUCUAAUAGAAGGUGGUGUAUCUCAAGUCGUUUUUCAAGUCCUUUCGUCUGUUAUACGCAUAUGUACAACUACCGGUGCUGAGUAUAAAAAGGAAUUUAUCUUAUUAUUAGCAUUCAUCACUUAGUGUAAAAAAAUAUGGAUUGCUAUCCAUCGACUGGGAGAAGUUUUACUCAGUUUUAAAGUUUAACGCAAACGAACGGACAAACGGAAACUAUUGUGGAGUUUUACUGCCUUUCAAUAAUCAAUUCAACCAAUUUCUGUAAAACAUUAAUUGCACCGAUUUCAUCUAGAAAUUUUACUAUAUAAUUCACUCAGAUAUAGCGAAAGAGAGUGUGGAGUGUUACAAAAGAGAUAAUAAAUGGUAAUUAAUCGCUCAUAGUUACAGCCCUGCUCUGAGCACCAUCGCAGACACAAGUCACAAGUAAUGAGGCUUCUAUGCUUUCUAUGCUUUCUUUGACCUAACGCACUUCAUUCGUAAUGCAAUUUAUACUGAAGAGUUUGUUGUGACUAUUGCUCAUGGAUAUCAAAAUUGAAAUAAAAUCACCAAAAACUAUGACAAGCAAAUAAAUGCUUUUCUCUUAUAACUGCUGAGCAGUCGCAACAGAAUGCGGUCAUAAGGCGGUUUUUUGUAAGGGUUUUAAGUGGGAACUGUUUCGCUUCCGAAUUCCAAGCUUUAAGAAAUACAUACUUCCUUACCUUCAUUGUAGCCCCAAUAUAUUUUUAUUUUCAAAAUGCAAAUAAACAGGCGGAGAUAUCAUUUGUCCUAUCUGAGAAGAGUUGUAUUUUCUAAAGAUUUCUAUUCGCCUCGAUUACUACUUGAUAAAAUUUUAUAUAUAUCCUUCGGUGAGAAUAACGAUAUUAUCUCAUUAAGUAACGGGGGAUAAAUAAAAGUUUAUAUGUGAAGAAGUUGUAAUUUAUUCUCGAUUCGCGAUACAAUUCGUUCGAAAAAUUUUUUAUGCAUCUUUUAUUUUUCACUUAUCAUUAUUGACUACAUCACUAAACAUAUAAAUUUGC